Molecule: messenger RNA, 186 nt
Organism: Darwinula stevensoni
Lineage: Eukaryota; Metazoa; Arthropoda; Ostracoda; Podocopida; Darwinulidae
Source: the annotation of a GenBank genome assembly
AUGAAGGUCAUAAGUGACCCGACUCCAUUUCUCACCUUCUCCUUCAUCGUAUUCCUCUGUCAUUCCCUGCCAAGAAGCGCCAUAUCGCGGAUCAUGAAGCGACAAUUCAGGGAUGUGCAACCCGCGCUCUCAUUCUCAACACGGGAGACUGUCAUCUGCCUUGAUUUCACUGCAAGUGAUCAUUGA